Molecule: messenger RNA, 2596 nt
Organism: Oryza brachyantha (malo sina)
Lineage: Eukaryota; Viridiplantae; Streptophyta; Magnoliopsida; Poales; Poaceae
Exons: 9
Coding region: 1-2133 (710 amino acids)
Biological process (GO): protein deubiquitination
Molecular function (GO): cysteine-type deubiquitinase activity
Source: RefSeq, a predicted model, not a curated record
AUGAGCGAGGAGGAGCGGCAAGCCUUCCUGAAGGUGAGUUUUGAAGAUAUGGAGUCGUACUGCCGCUCGAGAGGGUUGCUACAGUUGACACGUGUGCUCUCAGCUGCUGCAGAGAAGAAGUUCCUCGGUUCACGUGAUAAGUCGUGUUUUCUUUGGAUUUGCCCCGUAUGCCCCAUCAUCAUCCCGCUUCAUGAAGGAUUUUAUCACGAUAAGACGCAGUUUAUGAUUCAUAUGGAGACGUUCCACAUUAAGAUUGAGGAUGAAGAGUACGAAAAAAUGCGGUCAAUAAUGCCUGAAACAAUACCUGACCAUGAGAUGGAGCUUCUCAAAUCAUGGAGAUGGGAGCCACAGCCAAUCGAUGGAGAUGAUUUGGCAGAGAGGGCAAAGAUCUUGAGCGAUGUUAAGAGGAUUGUUUCUAAGCUCAUUGAUCGGGAGGCCAUCUCUCUCAACCUUCUGUACGCCAUCUAUACGUUCAUAAUGACCUGGGUUAGGCCAGCCAGACCUUAUGUAGUAUCAAUGUGCGGGUGCUGUGGGAUCGGACAGUUGAGUUCUGAGCGCCUCAAGGAGCUGUAUAAAUUGCUCGAGCCACUUACAUAUAUCCUUACAGGUUAUGAACAUCAGACGCGUCACAAUGGUGAACAAGAGAGCCAGCAGGAUUCGCUUGUUGCAACUUUCUUGGUUAAUGAGACAGGCACCUACAUGUGUUUUGAUUGUGGGAAGAUUGCGUCAACAAAAGCUGAUGGUUCUAACCAGCUGAUAGAUGAAAUGUUUGACAGUCUAUUCUGUGAAUCAUUGCUUAUGUAUCCCUCGGAAUCAUGGGAUGACAUGACGCAAAGAUGUUUUGGUUUUGGACCUGACAUCGUUAAAAAGAUGAGGGAAGCAUUGGAUAAACUGAAGACGAAUUGCAGCUCAUGUGAAAUCCUAAAAGGCAAAUUUCCUGAUUUUUUCCUUCCUGACGCUAUACUUGAGACUGUCUUUGACGCCAAGUCUUAUUUUCAUUCUGGGAUUGACUGUGCACAAGUUGAAAUGCUAUUAAUUGAUGCUGAGGUGGAUUACCUGAGGAAAAGACUUUUGGAAACCUGUCGAAUGAAUAUCGUUCUGACCGUUUUACCUGUUGCAAAGGCUUGCCUUUGGGACAAAUGGAAUAAUAGCCCCCCACAGAAGGCUCUGCGUCUUUGUCCACUAAAUGAUCUGGAACUAGAAGCUCCUUUGGAUAUGAUUCUCCGGUCUUUGUGGCACCUAAGGCGAUUCCAUGAUACUCUUCAGAAGAUACCGUGUAAAUUCCCUCAUGUUAAAGAUGGAGAGAGUCAAAUUGGGAUGGAAUUGCGUGAAAUAUUUGAUUCUUGGGAUGAUGAUGAAGAAUGCAAACCAUGCGACCCAUGUGGGUCAACAAGAUUUGCAGAUUUUUCAAAUUCUCUGGUUUAUAAAAAGGAUGGAAAUAGGAGGACUGCAACCGAAAUUGUGAAAAUAAUCUUUCGGAGACUGCACUCGUCGCAAACUCCUUUGCAUUUUGAGUUCAAGUGUGAAAGUUUGGAACAGCAAACAGUAGUUGAGCCCAGUCUACAUAGUUGUAUAUGCCUAAUGCAUGAUCUUUUUGGAUUACACAUUUGUGAAAAUAAAUGCAACUGUAUGAAUGAGGUCCCCAGGAAAUACAAGCAUACUACAUUCUUCCACAAUAUUGAUUUGGGCGCUGUUGGAAACGCUAAGUUUGAAUCUUUGAGUGAACUCUUGAAAGUUAUGGAGUCCAGGAUUGAAAGUUGUGGGCAUAAGGUUCCCCAGUACUCUCUUUUAUAUCCACCACGUUUGUUCAUGACUGUUUUCCAAUGGAAGAAUGACAAAGUGUGCCACAUUAACAUGCAUGAAGUAUUGUUGAACCUAACAACGGAGUUGGACAUCAGUCAUUUCUACGGAGGUUUGCCUCCAGGAAGCAAUUAUACUCUGGUUUCUGCGGUAUGCUGUAAUGAUCGGGGGCAAUACAUCUGCUUUGCUCGCAACAACAACAGAUGGCUCACUUACGGAAACAACGCAGUCAUGUCUGCUGAAUCCUGGCAAGAAUCAACCGACCGGUACCGUCAGGACAAUCUCCGUCCUGAAGUCGUUUUCUUUGAGCAUGCCAUACGCUCCAGCAGAUGAAACUUCAAGGUCUGAUGUGGCUGUAGAUUGGUACCAGUUGAGGCAUGCAGACGUAGUCCCCUCCCUGGAGCACAUAAGGAAUGAUCGCAAAUGUUAGCUGAUUUCUGGGGCGUUGAGAUCAGGGGAACUCCUUUGCUUCGAGAGCAUCACGCCCACGGCGGAGUCAUGUGUAUACUUGAGUAAUUGCAUGCUAUCUCCGGUCACUGAUGCAUGACGUUUUGGGUCGAGCCUUCCUCUCGCGUACGGUGGGCCCCACCCGACAUCGACCGGAUGAACCAAAACACAGCAACAAAAAGUAGUCGCCUUCGUGCCGCCUCCGUUCUCGUUGUCCGUUCGGCAGCCUCCUUCCCCUCCGAUAGCCAGUGUACACAAAACCGUGCUUAUCGCGGUGAUUAUCACUGUAAUUACACGUAUCGCCAACAUACGUUAGCGGUUUUUGGCGAUACAGUUUCAUAAAUAUCGU